CUUUUGCUGUGUUAGUCCUUUAUCUCGCCUUAACCUCGGCUAGUCGAUUAGCUUUGUUUAAAUCUUAUUUUAUUUGUAUCUUUACAAUUUUUUUUUACUCAGUUGUUCAUUUAUUAUUUUAAUUUUGUUUCUUAUUGUGAUAAAUAGAUUCUCAAUAUCAAUGGAUCCUAGAAGCUUACCUUGUGGUUACAACUUUUGUAUGGAUGCCAUUUUGGGAAAUGUGAAUAACUCACCUUACUCGUCGUUUAAUUCCUCACAUUCAUCGCCAUAUUAUCAACAAUUAGCACCAAAUGUUACCUUUUUCACCAAUCAUUAUCCAGUUUGUCAUCCGGCACAAGAAGCAAUCCAAACUUGUCCACAAAAAGUUUCUAAGAAAAAAUCUGGUACACGAGCUGUUUUUACAAGUGCUCAACGACAAAAUUUGGAAAGUGUGUUUCUCAGGCAACAGUAUAUCAACAAAAUUGAUCGAAAAAAAUUAGCUGAAGCUUUGAAUCUUGCCGAGCCUCAAGUAAAAGUUUGGUUCCAAAAUAGGCGAAGCAAAAUGAGACGAGAACACUCUAAAGCUAUGGGAGAAGUGCCAAGGGAACAGUUUAGAUUCAAUUCCUCAAAUUCAUUAUAUAAUAUGCAUGAUGACGAUGAUAGCCGAAGAAGUGCUUCAAGUUCCCUUGAGAUAGAUUUGAGUCAAUGUGUCGAUGAAUAUCUUAAUAAUGAAAAUAAUCUAAAUUAAGAGCCAUUUUUUAUCCAAAAAUUUACCCGCCAUUUGCUAAAUGAGGAAUAAGUGUUUCUUUCCCCCCUUUUUUAUAAUAUUUUCCACCUUUAAAAGGAUUCGUAAGUUGAACGUUGAGACUUAAUCAGAGAUAUUAAGUUUAAAGGCGCCAAGAAGGAGAGAUAAACAUCUCUACCCUUUAUAUUGGCGGGUAAAUUUUUGUAAAAACAAGCCACCAAUUUGUCUAGUUUUAAUUACCAUUUUAAAAAUGUUUAUUAUUGCCUAAAUUUUUACAUUGUUUCCACUAUCAUCUUCAUCUUACUUUCGUCUAAAUUAAUUAAUAAAA
Messenger RNA from Tetranychus urticae (two-spotted spider mite), 1052 nucleotides. RefSeq names its product homeobox protein ceh-30-like. Gene Ontology annotation, biological process: regulation of DNA-templated transcription. NCBI's taxonomy places the organism in Eukaryota, Metazoa, Arthropoda, Arachnida, Trombidiformes, Tetranychidae. Gene Ontology annotation, molecular function: DNA-binding transcription factor activity, RNA polymerase II-specific; DNA binding. The record is from RefSeq and is a predicted model, not a curated record.